CUGACAUUGAAUAGAUGGUUUUGUAGGUGAACGUUCCGGUAACCCGGGGGUUAGUCCACGCUCUGGAUAGUGAAACAUGCUCAUGGUUUUCGGGACUCGGUCAUUUUUUUGUGCCUUUGUAUUCGGCGAUUAUAGAUAGUCAAGGUUAUUUUAUAACGAUAGGGCUCACUACUUUUGGAUCCUGCAUUAAUGCAACCAUAUUUUUUUCUUAGGAUGGGGGACUGUAUAGCCACAAAAUUGUACUUCUGGGCUGCAAACAAAUUCAAGGUUACGCUAUGUGGGUACAUGGCCAGGGCUCUUAAGGCAGCUGCCCCAAGUCUCUCGUACGAAAAGGGCCCCAAAACACGGCUCCAGGAUGAUUUUGCAGUGACUCUGAGGCUCCUUCUGCCAUUAGCUUGGCUCUGUAUAGGCUGUAGGUACUUACUAACUGGAUAUGAUGCAACGUAAUGCGUUUCCUAAGGUAUGCCCUUCGUCGUUGAAGACAAACGUUUUGGAUUUUGCUGAAUCGUCGGAACCACUUCCUGCUAGCUAAAAUGAAAAAAAAAAUAAACAGACGUGUGAAAUCAAUUAGUCACAUAUUUACCUACCUGUGCUAUUGGCAUUUUUAAUGUAAUUUAUCUACGAAGCAUUCAAAUAAAAUAAUAUCAAAAAUACAGAAAUGAGCAAAAAAGCAGUACUGCAAUAGAAACAACAAAAAAGUAAGGUUAGUUUUUGAUUUUUGUCCGCUGCUGCCAUCUAUGAUAUUUAAUCUGUGGUACCUAUUGAAUACAUAAUUUUCCUGUGACGUGAAAGUUCACUAAUCUCACUAAGCACUUCAUGACUCUUAUCAUUCACAGAUGGCAGCAACUGCCUUAGAUUUUGAACAUUUUCCAUUAAUUAGGAAUUUAUUUGUUAUAAGUACAUACAUACAACUGGAAUAGCUGGAAGGAAACAAUUUAUUACAGGUAACGGCCAUACCACGCUCAAAACGCCGUCUCUCUUAUUUCAAAUUUUUAAUUUUUUAGUAGGCACAGGUUUUGAGUAUAUUUCCUGUAAAUAAACUUCUCAACCAAACCCCGGACAAAAUCUAUGAAUAUUGCACUUUUUGGACUUUUGUUUGUUCUAGUUUGUUUUGUAAGUGUCAUUUUAUUAUUUGGAUAUGACAAGAAUAUUAUAACCACAUGCACAUGUAUAUUAUAAAGUUAUUUAGCUUAACACCAAGCAUCUCUGUGAGUCAAAUCGAGUGUGCGCCCGAUUCCACAGAGAAUAUUACUAUUACUAUUAAGCCUAAUCCUCAUAGUAUGUACAUAUAUAAUUUAAGUGCAUAUUACUGUAUAUUAUAAUUAUGAAAAAUAAAUAUAAAUUGUUGCUAAAAAAAAUUGAUGC
Molecule: messenger RNA, 1365 nt
Organism: Acanthoscelides obtectus
Lineage: Eukaryota; Metazoa; Arthropoda; Insecta; Coleoptera; Chrysomelidae
Source: the annotation of a GenBank genome assembly